UUGCCAGUUCGUGCCGAAGGGAUCGGGCGGCUGUCCGGGCAAGGGCAAGGGCAGGCCUGGGGGCGGGAAGGAGGGUCCGACGUAGCCGUAGCCGUAGCCGUGUCCUCCUCCGUGGACGACUUGGUGCGGUGGGGCGUAGUAGGGUCCCGGGGCACCGUAUCCCAGCGGCGGGUGGACCGGGUGCGAGGGUCCGGCGUAGCUCGAGGGCCCAGCGUACGGCGGCAGCGGCGAGCCAAAGUACGACGUCGCCUCCUCCUGCGUGCCGUCGAACGUCGGCCGGCCCAGGGUAUUGGGCAUGGGAUUGGCGAUGCGAUAUCCCAUCCACUGAGGCGGCGGCAGCGCUUGCUGGUGCUGCUGAUGGUGGUUGUGCGCGCCGUGGUUGGCGUAGUGGCCGUGGUUGACGUAGUGGCCGUUGACGUACAGGCCAUUGUACGUCACAUUGCUGCUGUAGACGGCAUUAUCAUAUCUUGCCUCCGCCAGCGCGACUUCCUCCUCCUGCUGGGCCGCGGCCGCGACCAUCUCGGGCCGCAGCUCCUCGUCUCUGUGGGGGAAGUUGCAGUUUUCUCUGCCAUAGGUGCAGCGGCCCUCGAGGAAGUGGCGGCAGGUGGACCGUUUAUCCCUUGGUCUGCGGUUGGGCUUCUUUCCCUUGAAGGACUUCUUGUCCUCGCGAUUGUUGUUGUGUUCCAUUGUGAGUGGCAUGAAUGGUGUGCAAGGGGAGAGCAAGAAAGGAAAACUGGGCAGGCAACUGGUGACUGACUGACUGGCCUGCUUGCGAGAAUGGGAAGGAAUUAGAGGGAUGAGAGGAACUCUAUUAUGGGUUAUGGAAAGAGAUACCGGAGAUGGGGGGUAUUUCUACUGGGGACCUUGCGGCGCUGGCGGCGUGGGUUACUGUGGUGAAUGUGUAUCGGAGAUGGGAUAGAAAGGAAGGAUGGGCGGGUUAGUGGAUCACUUUGUAUCGGAAAUAGCUUCACUGCAGUGCAGUACAUCGGAGGUGAGUUUGGGAUGAGUCUCAUAGACAGGAGAUAAGUUGCUGCCACAGACUCACGAACCGUCCUUGGGUCAAGGCGAUUGUGGUUUGAUCUUUCGUCUAGAAUGGUUCGCCUCAAUCACACUCAUAUUUUAUAGUGACUCUACGGAGUGAAAUCACGAGG
Messenger RNA from Colletotrichum acutatum, 1151 nucleotides. RefSeq lists its product as uncharacterized. The record is from RefSeq and is a predicted model, not a curated record. Lineage: Eukaryota; Fungi; Ascomycota; Sordariomycetes; Glomerellales; Glomerellaceae. The annotation marks the transcript as partial. The transcript has a single exon.